Puccinia graminis f. sp. tritici CRL 75-36-700-3 is the source of this 9383-nucleotide messenger RNA. RefSeq lists its product as uncharacterized. Gene Ontology annotation, molecular function: protein serine/threonine kinase activity; protein binding. The coding region runs from base 1 to 9147 and encodes 3048 amino acids. The transcript has 12 exons. Gene Ontology annotation, biological process: DNA repair. The record is from RefSeq and is a predicted model, not a curated record. Lineage: Eukaryota; Fungi; Basidiomycota; Pucciniomycetes; Pucciniales; Pucciniaceae.
AUGGCCCCACAGAACACGCGUAUUUCACCCUUGGAUGAGGCUUUGUCCCUCCUCGGAUCGUCCACAGUCACCGAUCGGAAUCAAGGAGUCGAACAAAUCUCUAACUUGCUCACAAACCCUUCUAAUUGGAAUUCGAUCAAGGAAUCCCGCUGGGCCGAAAUAUUCCAUCAACUCUUCUCAGCUGCCGACACGGAAAAAGCAGCCAUACUCAAGCCAUCCAACGCUCGAAAGGGCUCGAUCGCCAGGGCUUCCAACCUCAAUCGGCUUCGAGCCGCACUGACUUUGAUUCGAAAGUGUGUCGUACAAUUCGUCUCACUGUUCAAGCACAAGGUUAUGAAGCUGGUCAUCAAUCGUACGAUCGAAUUGAUUGUCGUGGCCAAGAAUCGAACUUUAAUGGACUCUAUCGUUCUUGAUUGUAUUCGGAUCUUGCGAGACUUCUUGUUGUAUCGUCCUCAUCUCGAGCACCUCGGCCAUGAGCUUUCCGCGGAAAUUCUCGCGAUCUGCUUUGCAUCAAUCUUGGAUCGAAAACUCCCCGAGACUUUCUCGAUUCCUGACAACGAGUCAUUUGGUGCUGAACCACCUCUAGAAGCCGAGCCGCUCAAUCCCACCGAUCGAUCCCAAGCGGCGAGCCCAAGGAUGAUUGAUUCUUGCCAAUUAUUAUCGAUUGUCAUUCCCGCUUCCUCAUCAGUUUGUCUGGAGUGCUCUAAAUCCCUACUGUUCGACUUUCGCAAUGUAUUGGAAAAAUUCCCCCGUGACACAUCUGCCCAUUUCCAUCUGAUAACUGCUCUGCAUCUGUUACUCCGAGAACUUGAACUGAAUAGGGGUAGAGACCUGAGCCGAUCAGCCAUCCUUCUGGGCAACUGCUUGAUCUCUUUGUGGCCGAACAAGAACAUUGCCUUGAAAGAACAGAUCGUCCUCUGCUUGACCUACCUGCUCCCUUUCGUCAUUCGUGAAGCAGAACUCGAUCAGAUGAAUUCUGAAUCUCAAGCGUCACCGCAGGCGGAAGACCUGGUCAGGAAAAUCACACAUGUCAUUUCGAAUGAUGUAGAACUUUACACCAAAAGUUCUUCAAUCUCACUCGGUACUCUCCGCUUGGUUGUCCCUCGCAAAGGAUUUGAUUCAUCUUUCUUCUGUACCAAGGGAUUCACUCGGACUUCUUGUGAUGGUGUUGACGUGGCGAUAGAGAGGGUCCAGGCUGUAACUUGGGCAGCAUUAAGACUAGGUGCAUCUGCUCUCAACCAUGUCACCCAGUCGACUCACCAGCCUUCCGCUCGGGGGCCAGAGACUCCCUCAAAACGGCGCAAGGUCGAGAGUGAACUAGAAAUCUUUCUUCAAGAUAUCCAACCUGGUUCUCUAUCUGCGGCUGUCGUACACCGGAUUCAGCUCUUAACCGUAACCGUUGACCUGCAUUGGGAAAAUCUUGACAACUCAUCCCGGCAGAAGAUUAUUGAAAGGGUACUCGGAUUGCUCCAAUCAGAUGAUCCGGUGGUAGUGAGCUGGGCCUUUAUCUUCUUUGGCAACACGGCUCAUUGCAUUGCUCCUCCGGGGAACUCAUCAUCUUCCUAUCAAGAAACGCCGCCCUCUGAUUCGUGGGGACCAAACAUUGAGCAUUGGAAGCAGAUAUGGUCUUAUGCCAUUCAUCGCACCGCAAACCCAACAUGUUCUCGUUCAGCCAGCUACGCAGCUUUCUGCAUUCUGGUAACCCAUCAACUCCCCGUCCACGCUACUCACGAGGCUAUCCACGGAUUCUUGCGGGACUUGGAUGUACAGGGGCCACCUUUCCCAUACGAUUCUGUAUGCAUGCUCAUCUCGGAGUGCCUUGCUUUGGCCUCAGAAGAUAUACAAUUAUCAGCUUAUGCAUUGGAAGAAAACGUCCUCAGGUGGCUCAAUAAAACGUGGCCCGAAGUUGAUCGUUCGACCGCGACUUGCAAUCUUAUAGGCGGCGGUUCCGCUCAGCGAAAUAGGCGAGCUUCAACGGCAGGUUUUGACUCAGAAGCCGUUUUCCAAUUACUGGUUUCGAUAGCAAAGCUCCCUGAAAUCUCACUGCCUACUCCAAUGCAAGUACCUCCUGAUUGCGCUACAACCGAAGUAUUCGCCUAUCUGCAAGCCACCCAGUCCACUAGGUCCUCGAUCUUUCCUGGCAUCCAGCAUCAUCUGUCUCGGUAUGAUGCAGACCAUUCUUCCGAGCCUCGCAAUGUCCGCGCGCGCCUCUCGGUACACGACUCAUCUUCUCGUUGUAACUCAAAACUCGAGAUAAUGGCUAUUUUGCGUCGGUCUAUGGAAAGGAUAUCACAAGAAUUUGAUCAGAAGAACGUCGAGCAAACAUUGUCUGCAGUAUCAUGUUCACAUCUACAAAUGAUUAUCAAGAUGCUAAUAAUUGUGAUAUUGUUCCAAGCCUCAUGCCAAGCCUCGGACAGCUCAUUUGAUUCAGAAAUUAUAAAAUUCAUUGUCUCUGUCUUUGACGUAACCAUACAGCUAGUUGGGUCGUCCAAGUGGUCACCACCAGAACGCGCGCAACUUUUGGCUUGCGUUGAACCAAUCAUCUUGCCCUCAGUCAAUCGGAGUGCGACAGUCUCAUGUGAUGGCUUGGCGCGACCAGGAGUGGCAUCUGGUAUCCGAUUGAAGGAGCGCGCAAAGCUGCAACUGGGCAGAUUCGAUUCGGAUGCUAGAGCUUGUCCGGGCAGCGUUCCAUUACAACAAUACGAAAUUGCUGCAUCCCAGGUUUGGUCGUUUAGUCCACCCGUGCGGACACAGCUCGAUGCAUUCUCGAAGAUGUGCGAGAGGCUCUUACAAUCCGUGUCGUCAGUAGCCGCAUCUACUGCGCCUGGGAAUGCGAUAGAAACAUAUCUUGUCCAAACUCAAGCCACUGGAACUACAAUCAACUUUGAAGAAGAAGAAGAGGAAGAGCUUGUGGUUGGCGAUACCCUCCUAGCGCAAGUCGAAUCAACAAUCUGUAAUUCUGAUGGCUCCAUGAAAAGAAACUUUCGUACAGGUUUGGGGAGUAUUGGGACUGAACGAGCCACUUUGGUCGUAGCCAGCGUUUGUGUACGAACUACAGUCACUUGCACGAGGACCUCAACUGAUCAUCCUCAAUCCGCCCGCCCCCUCCCACUUCUUUCGAUGAUAAUUGAUUGCGUAGGUUUGGAAGUGGUUUACAUAGGUUCUCCUAUGCUUGAUUGCAUUUUUAGCGGAUGGAUUACUCUGACGGCUGAUCAAGCCGACCAGGUCCUUCAACAUCUUGGUGAUACAUAUUUAUCCACCUACACCUAUUCUCAAAAUGCCAGUGUGCGCAAGUUAUCUCUUCAAGUUGUUCAAACCACUCUAUCCCAUUGGAAGCGCGCAGCCGAAGGAAUCCAGGAAGACGUUGAGUUAACAGCUCACCAAUUGGUGGAAUACAUGACCUCGCAAAUGCUUCAAGGAACAUUAAGAUCUUGGGAGGUGCAGUGCGAAUUAAGUCGUCUACUUGAUGCCUGCACGAGAUCGAAUCUUCCUCAGACGAGCUGGGCGCCUUUGGUAAUUGAUGAAGGUCAAGAUGUAGUCUCGUCUCGGCCGGCUGACCUGAUGCUCUGGUUUUUGGAAGAUCAAGACUACCGCGUACGAUACCGAGCUGCGCUUUAUGUGUCUCGAUCGUUUGAGCUGAGGGAUUCAGAAAAUUUCCAUCCGGUGGAAUAUUGGCGACAAGUGGUUGAGCAUCUCGAUCUAGCGGCCGUUCAACUAGAGAUUUCGUUGACUGCGACGUUAUGCAUGAUCAACAUUUUCGUAGUCAGUGAAGAAAUCCGACCCCGAGUCUACCACAAACUGUUAAGCCUGCUGUCGGACCCGCCAGCUCUUCCUGACGAAGUUCUUCAUUACAAGUUGGGGCAUGGGCUUCUGCGCCGUGCUUCCGGUCAAUUGGGGUUUACAUCGACAAUGGACCUAUAUCUGUUCUACGCUGCCCAUAUUGCUCGAGUGAAUCUAGAGCAAGAGGAGUCACCGCCAAUUUGUAGUCACUUAUGUGUUGGCCAUCGCCUGAAACGCCACCAGAGGGACGAGCUGUUCUAUGGUCAUUUUUUGGCAGUUGGCCCAUAUCUAUACAUUGCCGAUCAGAAGUCCUUCAAGAAGUGUGCCGAGUGUGCUACUUUGAAAGAAGACGAUGCCCUCCGCUUAUGCUGCUCUGCUAUAGCCGCUGAACUAGUUGCUCGCGCUUGUACACAAAUGGCUUCAUCAGAUUGUGCACUUACCGGGAUCAAUGAUUUGAUUGAACCAAUGCUCAAGACCAUGGCUAAAAAUUUAAAGCUAGAGCGUGGAAUAAUGGAAUUGGAAAGUGACCGAGUGGUUAUUCAUUUAAUGCGUCUGGUGCAUGUUACGCCUGAAGGCCUAGAUGCUAUUUCGAAGAUCGUGAUUCGAGAUUCCACGCAACGCAACGUAUUUGGAGUUCUUACCUCCAGCUUGCGGAAACAUUCACCUUGUGAACCUGCCUUACCAUUUUACCCAAUCUUGCGCAUCGCACAAGGUAUCAAGUGGAUCGGGGACGGUCACUCACUUUUCACUGAACCUGCCUUCGUAUACAACGUCCUUUGCCAGACCUUUGCUUCAUUGACCAGCUGCUAUUUUACCAACGACCGCCUCAGAGUUCUGUAUUCCCUGAGCAUUUUCAUCUCUCUUUCUCACCAUACAAUCUCUUGUUCCCUCCCCAUUCUUAGCCUGAUCAUCCAAGCUCUAUCUCCGCUUAUAUCUCAUGACGACAUUUUCCAGCCCGUUAGUAAAUUCAUUCAAUGGACGAUUAUGAAGGCUUUGCAGCCCUCUAACACCGAAUUAAAAGGCCAUGCCUCCAUGGCCCAGCUUAUCAUCUCUGUCGCCGAUUCAAUGAAACGGGUGGCCAAUUCGACCUUAUCAGACCCACCAGACAUCAUUUGCGCCACGGAGUUCAACUCGUGGUUAUUAGAGCACGUCGCAAAGACCAGCCAAUCAGGCCCAUUGGAAUACCAAACGCUUUGUCAUAGCCUGUUAUUUAAUUGGCCAGAAAGUCACAAAAUAGAAAUCGAGGACGGCGCAAUGAGAUCGGUGCUUGGCAGCUCUACUGGCCCAACAUUCAAAAUGAUCCAUCACCUCCACAGCCAAAACUUUCCAGGAACUGCGGCCGAAACCGGAAAUAUUCUUUAUCGCUUACUCGCAUCCGCUCAAAACUUGAAGACCGAAAUCAAAGUUGAAGAUUGUCAAGCCUACUUGAAGUUGUUGUAUCAAAAUUCGGGUGUCUUAUCAUCACCUCGCCUUGGAGAAUCAACACUUGCAGAACCAAACGCUGGUUUCGAGGAACGGUCGUUGGACUCCGAAGACGAAAUCAUCUCCCGGAUAUAUGCUAUCAUGGUGUCAUAUCUUCAGACAUACAAUUUUCCGCUUUUAUGGUCUCUGACGGAUUUCUUACAAAGAACAUCCAGUUUUGCAAGUCUGCCGACGCUCACGAAGAGUGGUUUCUCAUUAGCACCUCUCUUGAUUGAAAAAUUCAGGCUUAGUUGUCACAAGUCUGAAUCACUGGAAUAUUCCGUGAAACGAGUCUUUAAGUCUAGAAGUCCUCCAGAUUUUCCUUCAUUGGAAAGAUUGGCUUACUCAUCGUGUCACUGGACUCGCGGCUUUCUACAUCUUCUUGUCGCUUCCCGGGCUCGAGCGCGACAGUUUUACGUGCAACUAAUCCCCUUGUUAGAAAGCAAUGACGAGCUUGCAGCUAAAUUCCUCCCUCAAGUAUUACAUUCUUGUCUACUUGAAGAAAUUGGCUCUACUGAAGCCAAUCUGAGAACUAAGGUGUCAAAGCAUAUCCGCACCAUACUUACUUCACAUUCGACCCACCAAGAUGUUGGCAUUCGUGUUCUAGAAUUGGUAACUCAUCUAAGAUCCCACCCAAGGCCCGGCAAGGAUCCCCUCGGAAAUAAUAAAUGGCUAGACGUUCCAUGGCUCCAGUUGGCAAAGCAAGCAACUAAAUGGCGGAUGGCAGCCUCUGCUUUCUUGUUUGUUGAGAUUGCGCGCGAAGAAGGUCUAGCAAUUGACGUUACAAAGCCGCUUGAUGGCGAUCUCCAGUCUUUGCUUGAGCGCCUUUACAGCAUUUCACCCGAGCCAGAUGCAUUUUACAGUCUAAUACCCUCAAAUCCAACGAAAUUUUUGCUCCAGCGCUACCAGCAUGAGAAUCAGUGGGAAUCUGCUUUCGGAUUUCAUGGCGCCUUAGUCGAAGACCUUAGCAUCAAAUCCCGAGCAUUUCGUGAAGAAAUACCAUCACUUGCCGGCUACCUUUCAGGAAAUGGCUUGAACCGACUAGCACACAUGGUUCUCCAAACGCAUAAUCUCGGCCAAGAUCUAAGUCGAACCUACACCAGCGAGGCCGAAAAACUAUCUACGCUACCUCUUGAGUUGGCAUGGCGUGCCUCUGUUUGGGAUUUGCCUGCGGGCAAUCAGGUGAAUGUUGAUUCAUCGACUAGGAUUUAUAGCAGCUUGAAAUCCUGCUACAGAGACCGAGAGAACAGUGCCCAAAUUGACAUCACAAGCAGUUGUCUCUUAGGCCAAUUCAAGGAGCUUAUCAACAGCACUAGUGCUCGCGUCCAGCCUAGUUCCAAAGAUGUAGGAUCAGCUCUGGCAUUGAGCAAUGUGUUAGACUGGCUGAAGAAUCCUCGGAAAGAUGAUUUUGAGUCCCUUGUUUCUCUACCUUCCAGUUUCUCGUAUGAUGUGCUCGAACGAAUAUCUGCCGUUCGAAGGAGCCUGUUACAAGUAGUAACCGAACAAAAGCAAGGAGAAGCUGUCCAAGAUAAAAUAAAACGUACGGCUGCUCGAGAAGCAGAAUUGAAAUUGCGCAUCAAGACUAGUCAGGCGGCACGUCAGUCCGGCAAUGUCCAAGCUGCAGUCAACAUCAUCAUCCCAUUUUCCAACUUGACCGAUGAAGAAAUGGGAGGCACAAUUUUACACGCGAAGGAGGAAUUUGCUCAAGUGUUAUGGGCCAAAGGUGAAAAGGCCCUGGCGCUUAACAUAAUGAAAGAAGUUCAAGCUCUGCAAAAAAAUCUUCCAGAAUCGGCUGUGCAACUUUGCCAGAUAGGAGAAUGGAUUUCACUUGCCCGGCUGAAUUCCCCCAUGGAGAUCGUCGAUCAAUAUUUUGAAAAGGCCAUCAAAAGUCUCGAUAGCAUGAAACAUCCCGAAGCCUUGGGAGAAAUCUCAUACAGCUACGCCAAAUUCGCAGAUCAGCAAUAUCAUAAAAUGGAAGAUUCCGAAGAGAUGAAAAAAUUGAGGAAAUCUACGAAAAGGCUGCAAGCAGAGAUCAAGGGGGCUUCAAAGCUUGCUAAAGUCGAUGGAGGUGCUAAAAGAUUGGUGGCACUGAAGGAAAGACUCUUUGAAGAAGAUAAUAAUAGACUCGAAUCUCUUUCCAAACUCCAAACUCGUUAUUUAUCUUCAUCGCUCACUAUGUAUCUGUCUUCUCUCUCACACUAUGAUAAGGCAGAUGAGGUCAUUUUCCGCUUCGUUUCGCUCUGGUUGGAACACCACUACGAUGAUGCAUUGACUAAAGGCAUUUCUGCCCAUCUCAACUCGGUUCCAACGCAUAAAUUUAUACCAGUGGCCAAUCAGUUGUCGGCACGACUUAGUAAGGAAUCGAGUUCGGAAUUCCAAAAAGCCCUGGGUGAUUUGAUCGUCCAACUCUGCCAAGAUCAUCCUUUCCAUGUUCUCUUCCAGAUUCUAUUACUUCAGCGUGGAAUAGAGUCUAGUUGCCUCGAUAGCCUGAAUAGCUCUAGAUCUCGCCGGACCUCGAAUGUAACUGCCUCCAAUACUCUAUCCCCUAGUGAUCGUUCUCGUGCGGAGGCAGCCAAUGAUGUGCUGAGUAAAAUAGUUCAAACCGGACCCAGGAAGAAGGUUAUCAAAGAGCUUCUAAUGGUUCACAAGGCCUAUAAAGAAUGGGCAUUACAUCCCUUGACCAUUGGCAACAAGGGGCCUAAGUCAGGUAGCCGUGCACAAAUACCUGCACAUUUUUCAGUAAACAGCCUUAAAGACCUAUCUAUUCCAGUUUCAACCUCGCGCAUAUCAAUCGACAAAACACGACGUUACCUUCCAGAUAGCAUACCUUGCAUCAGCAGCUAUGAGACCACCUUCACUGUGGCCUCGGGUAAGAGCACACCAAAGAUUACGACGUGUCGAGGCUCGGAUGGGAUUCGUUAUAAGCAACUCUUCAAAGGUGGCGAUGACGCUCGACAAGAUGCGGUCAUGGAGCAGGUAUUCGAAUUGGUCAACAGUGUCCUGGAACGUGACCCCGAAUGCCAGAAGAGAAGGUUGAAUUUUAAGAUUUAUAUGGUAAUCCCGCUAUCUCCUGAUUCUGGCCUCAUUGAGUUUGUCAAGAACACAUCAUCGUUACUGGAAGUCCUCAAGCCAGUACAUGCUAAAUAUAACCAACCGCCGGACUGGGAAUUCGAAAAAUUGUGGAAGUACUUGGCCAUCAAGGCAAGUGCUGAACAGAGGAUAAAAAGGUAUCAAGAAGCCAUUACACAUUGUCGACCAGCGAUGAGAUUUUGGUUUUGGGAAAAUCAAAAAUGCCCGCAGAAAUGGUACGAGAUGCGUCUGAAUUUCACCAGAUCCGCGGCGACCACUUCAAUUGUAGGCCACAUCUUAGGACUAGGAGAUCGACAUCUAUCUAACAUUCUAAUCGAUCGAGUGACUGGAGAGGUCGUCCAAAUUGAUCUUGGAGUAGCUUUUGAUGGAGGGAAAUUAUUACCUAUACCUGAACGGGUACCUUUUCGACUAACUCGAGACAUGGUUGAUGGAUUUGGAGUGGCCCAGACCGAAGGCGUCUUUCGCCGAUGUUGCGAACAAACCCUGCGUGUUUUAAGAGAAAAUAAGCGGCUGAUCAUGACAAUUUUAGACGUUCUGAAGCAAGAUCCCCUCCAAUCAUGGAUCGUGUCCAAACAAGAAGAAAAGGUCAAGCAGGGAGCUAAGCAGGAUUUAGAAAGCAGCGGAGAAGAAGAUGAAGAGAGUUGGGAUCAAUCCAUGAGCGAUGCUCCUGAACAGGCCUCUAGGGCACUAGCUUCUGUCGACGACAAGUUAUCCAGUAAUCUGAGCGUAGAAACAACGGUUAAUCAGCUUAUCCUCGAAGCCACGUCGGUUGAAAAUCUUGGGUCUAUCUUUUGUGGUUGGUCUGCUUUUUAUUGAGCCUGAAAGGAAGAAGCUUAUUGGCCUUCAAGUGUAGUCCAUAAAACAUAGAAUACUAUCUAUUGAAAAUUGUCACCAUUGAUUGCUGUACAUCUACUCAAUGAUUCAAUUCAGUGAAUCUUCAAUUUUUUACUUCUGUCCAAGAUAAUAGAUGAAGGGGGCUCUGGGCCUUACAAUUUUGCUUCUACAAUUAAUGUUGUGGUUUUGUGAAUAAUGAUGAUAAUUCUUAGAACAAC